ACCAACUGACACGUGUCAAAAUGGAGGCACUUCUCGUGUUCGUAGAGUUCUCCUUGGCGAUAUUACUCUGCUUUGUAGCCAUACACUGGUACUUUCGGAGGAAACCGACGCCAAUAUCGGUAUGUAAGGAACCACAAGCUGCGUAUGACUACAUCAUUGUCGGUUCAGGUUCGUCCGGCAGCGUGGUAGCCUGUCGUUUGGCAGAGGACCACUCAGUAACAGUCUUAGUGCUAGAAGCUGGUGACUUGGACACCAAAUAUGAGGAUGUCAUCGUGCCGAGGAAUAGUCUAGCACUGUGGGACCAUCCAGAAGCAGACUGGGGCUAUCUCACAACACCCCAGAAAUCGUCAUGUCUUUUGUAUAAACAAAAUCAAUUCCAUUACGCACGGGGCAGGAUGCUGGGUGGCUGUAGUUCCAUGAAUAGUCUGGCUUAUGUCCGAGGAAAUCGAGAUGAUUACGACAGCUGGGCAAGGAAUGGCUGCGAUGGAUGGAGCUAUGAUGACGUCCUACCAUACUUUAAAAAGUCAGAGACGACAACUGAUGACGAGCUUCUUCAGUCUGGCUUCCAUGGUGGCGACGGCCCACUUUAUGUCAGCGCACGUGAUGUUGAUGACUGUGCGAUAUCACAAACGUUUGCCGCGGGAAUGGAGGAGUUGGGGUAUGGAACUAACUGUAUUAACGGCGACAAGCAGUUAGGGUACAUGUUCAUGCAAGAAAACAUUAAGGACGGGGAGAGAUGGAGCUGCGUGGACGCAUACCUCAAGCCAGCAGUUCUAAAGGGGAAUGUUGAUGUCGUGACGAACGCCCGGGUUACUAAGAUUGAAAUUGAAGAUGGUAAAGCCACAGGAGUUAAGUAUGUUGAUGGGACGGACACAUCAUGCUUCGUUCGUGCGAAGAAGGAAGUGAUACUGUCAGCAGGGGCGUUCGCGUCACCGCAGAUUCUGAUGUUGUCGGGAAUUGGUCACAGGGAACAUCUUGAAGAAUUGGGGAUUCCUGUUGUGGCUGACCUGCCUGUUGGUGAUAACCUUGUAGACCAUGUCGGCAUCUUCGGGCCAGAUUUCCUCCUAGACAAGCCCAUUACUUCUACAGUGGCCAAACCUAAUUCCACAAUGGAAAAGAUGGCUUAUAAACUAUUCAGGCGAGGGCGCUACGCCUCGACUGGAGUCCAAGGCAUGGGAUUCGUCAAAGGAGGAACGGGCAAUAUGUAUAAGGGUCGAGAGACAGGGAAUCCCGACUUGCAGUUUGUGUUGCUCGACUCCCUAAUGGGAAACGACCCCGAUUUUGGAGAGCUCAUGGAGAAGAGCAUGAACAUUUCAAGCGGAACGUUAACAGAUUAUUUUGCCGACAGGGCGGGUAGGCAUGGCGUGUCUCUUCUCAGCUGCCUACUCAAGCCCAAAAGUAGAGGCACCGUUCGAUUGCGGAGUUCAGACCCACUUGAUUUACCACUUAUUGAUCCGAAGUGGUUGGAGGAGGACCGGGAUGUGGAUGUGCUGGUCAAAGGUCUGCAGGAGAUAACCGAGCUGGCAGACACCGAGGCCCUGGCCGAAUUUGGUUUGAGCAUUCUUAAAUCAAAACCUGCAGUGUGUUCGAACCUUGAGUGGGGCAGUACAGAAUACUGGGAGAAAUACAUUCGUAACAUCACCUUCCAUCUCUGUCACGUGGUAGGAACUUGUAAGAUGGGACCAGAAGAUGAUCCGACCACUGUUGUGGACUCGGAAUUGAGAGUCCACGGUAUCGAAGGCCUUCGCGUGGUUGAUGCCUCCAUCAUGCCUGACUCUCUUUGUGCGAACACUCAUGCGACCUGUGUCAUGAUUGGAGAAAAAGCUGCAGAUUUGAUUAAAGGCGCAUACUUCUCUUAAACAACUUCCAUGAACAUAGCGCUUCUGCCAAGUUUCUUCGUGUACUUUGCCAUACGGUAUUCGUUCUUUAUAGAGCGAGCGUACAUUCUUGGACUUCCUAACAUUUCUGUAUUGAUAAAGCACACAGUCCGUUAUCUCAGACUUUCGUUUAUAAUCUGGACGAUCGCUUUAUAAUCAAAGAACAGUUUUGAUAUCUAAGAAUCUCAUCUAUAUAGUGUAUACUCUACCAGAACGACAAUGAAUAAAGCACACAGCUAUCUUUUUGUC
Lineus longissimus is the source of this 2126-nucleotide messenger RNA. RefSeq names its product glucose dehydrogenase [FAD, quinone]-like. The transcript is spliced from 11 exons. The record is from RefSeq and is a predicted model, not a curated record. NCBI's taxonomy places the organism in Eukaryota, Metazoa, Nemertea, Pilidiophora, Heteronemertea, Lineidae. The coding region runs from base 21 to 1859 and encodes 612 amino acids. Gene Ontology annotation, molecular function: flavin adenine dinucleotide binding; oxidoreductase activity, acting on CH-OH group of donors.